Messenger RNA from Peromyscus eremicus (cactus mouse), 744 nucleotides. RefSeq names its product group 10 secretory phospholipase A2. The transcript has 4 exons. Gene Ontology annotation, biological process: arachidonate secretion; lipid catabolic process; phospholipid metabolic process. Gene Ontology annotation, molecular function: phospholipid binding; calcium ion binding. Bases 222 to 533 code for a protein of 103 amino acids. The record is from RefSeq and is a predicted model, not a curated record. Lineage: Eukaryota; Metazoa; Chordata; Mammalia; Rodentia; Cricetidae.
GUGAAGGGUAUCAGAAUCCUCCCUCCAUAAUCCCCAUAGUUACUGCAGUCCUCUCCAGCAGCCUGGAGCUCCCAGACCCGGGUCCUGAGCCUUCUGAACUGGCAAUCACUUGCCUUGUCUUUGGGGUCUGAGCAACAAGGAGGUCACAUGUGUACAAGCGUGGGCUCCUGGAACUGGCAGGAACCUUGGAUUGUGUUGGUCCUCGAUCACCAGUGGCCUACAUGAACUAUGGCUGUUAUUGUGGCCUGGGUGGCCAUGGAGACCCACGUGAUGCCAUCGACUGGUGCUGUCACCAUCAUGACUGCUGCUACUCUCGAGCUCAGGAGGCUGGCUGCAGCCCCAAGAUAGACCGCUACGCAUGGAAAUGCAUCGACCACCGCAUCCAGUGUGGACCUGCAGAGAACAAAUGCCAAGAACUCCUGUGCAAGUGUGACGAGGAGCUUGCAUACUGCCUUGCAGGAACAGAGUACCACCUGAAAUACCUCUUCUACCCCUCGGUUUUAUGUGAAAAGGACUCACCCAAGUGCCACUGAUGGGCUGAUCUUGAAAUGUUCGUUUGCCCACGGAAAUGAAGUUUGCUUCCUGUAAUGAACAACUUCAUUCAAUUUCUGCAGGAGGUAGUGGGAGCCAGGUGAUAAAGCCUUGUGUUUGCUUUCUCCCUCCAUUCAGGAACUUGGGACUGUUAGCCUGUGGAGUGGCUAGUUUGAUGAAAGCUGAGUCCUGGGUCUAAUACAGCCACCAGUG